Messenger RNA from Epinephelus moara (kelp grouper), 2665 nucleotides. Its product is annotated as vasoactive intestinal polypeptide receptor 2-like. Gene Ontology annotation, cellular component: plasma membrane. The record is from RefSeq and is a predicted model, not a curated record. Gene Ontology annotation, molecular function: G protein-coupled peptide receptor activity; peptide hormone binding; vasoactive intestinal polypeptide receptor activity. The transcript has 13 exons. The coding region runs from base 224 to 1537 and encodes 437 amino acids. Gene Ontology annotation, biological process: cell surface receptor signaling pathway; adenylate cyclase-modulating G protein-coupled receptor signaling pathway. NCBI's taxonomy places the organism in Eukaryota, Metazoa, Chordata, Actinopteri, Perciformes, Serranidae.
AGGUGACCAGUGUGGAUACUCAGCAUCACCGGCUUCUCCUCAUUUUUAUGCGUUUUUUUCCUCCUCAUUAAUGGAUGUAAAACAAUAUUCAGAUCCUGUUAACGGGAUGAAAAAGUCUAAAGUGGAGUUUAAAUGAAGUCCGGACUCCUGUUUUUAUCUCUCACCUGCGUUCCUCCUGUCAGGAGACUGACUGACUGGCUUCUACUUUACCUUAGGAGUGAAGAUGAAAAGUUUGCUCUUUGUCACCUUGUGUCUCUCGACGUGUCCCCUCAUGGUUGACGGACGACAUCCAACCUGUAACUUCCUGUUGGAGGUGGAGAGAGACCAGGCGGAGUGUCUGAGGAAGUUGAGGGAGGAGGACGCUGCCAGCAGCCAUAAAGAGCUGGGAUGCAAAGGAGCGUGGGACAACAUUGCAUGCUGGGAGCGAACUGAGAUUGGCGAGACUGUCACCAUCCCCUGUCCUCGAGUCCUCAAGACAGUAUUUGGUAGAAAUGGUAACAUUAGCAGGAACUGCACAUCAUCAGGAUGGUCGGAGGUUUUCCCAAACAUCACCAGUGUGUGUGGGGCGGACACGAGCCAGGAUAAGCUGGUCUUCUAUGUGGUCGUGCAGACGCUGUACACUCUGGGUCACAGUCUGUCUUUGAUCGCCCUCACCACAGGGAGCGCCAUCCUCUGUCUGUUUCGGAAGCUCCACUGCACCAGGAACUACAUCCACCUCAACCUCUUCUUCUCCUUCAUCCUGAGAGCCGUGGCUGUGUUGGUGAAAGACGACAUCCUCUUCAAUCGAAACUCCCAGUGCUCCAACCAGCCGUCACUGGUGGGAUGUAAAGCCAGCCUGGUGUUUUUUCAGUACUUCAUCAUGGCCAACUUCUUCUGGCUGCUGGUGGAAGGUCUCUACCUCCACACUCUGCUUGUCGUCAUCUUCUCCGAGAACAGACACUUUAUCGUCUACAUGUUCAUUGGCUGGGGAAUCCCCACGGUGUUCGUCUUUGCGUGGGUGAUGACGAGGAUUUAUCUGGAGGACACAGGAUGCUGGGAGAGGAAUGACAAUCCCAUACCCAACUGGGUAAUCAACGGACCAAUUGGAUUCUCCAUUAUGGUGAACUUUAUCCUGUUCAUCAGCAUCAUUCGGAUCUUGGUUCAGAAGCUGAGGUGUCCCGACGUGGGUGGCAACGACCAAUCACAAUACAGGAGGUUGGCCAAAUCCACUCUGCUGCUGAUCCCUCUGUUUGGCAUCCACUAUGUGGUCUUCGUUUCUCUCAGUGAAUCCAUCGCAGAGGAUUAUAAAAUAUUCUUUGACCUGGCCCUCGGAUCCUUUCAGGGUCUGGUGGUGGCCAUUCUGUACUGCUUCCUAAACAGUGAGGUUCAAGGCGAGCUCAAGAGAAAGUGGCGGAGUAUGUGUCUGAAUUGCCGUCUGAGCAGAGAUCACCACUUCAACAGCAACUUCGCAUCAAGGAACGGCUCAGAGCACAUGAUGCAGUUUCACCGCAACUCCCGAACCCAGUCUAUUCUGCAGUCAGAGACCACAGUGCUGUGAAUAAAAAAUACCACAGUCUCCAGGUUGACCUGGGUCGAAUAGUUUUACAAAAUGAUUUCAACACAAAGUUAAGGGGAAGUACCACAUGGGUGGGACCUGCACAUUUUGGUUUUAGCUUUACAAAUCUCUGCAAGCAUUCAAAAUGCACCAUAAGUAUAAGUUGUUGCAACAUCUGCAACACUCAUGUUUAGUCAGUGUGGAGGUAGUCUCUAUAUACACUCUACAUUCAGAGAAUGUAGAGUCUGUAGGCAAACCCCGGAGAUCUUGCCUCCAGAAGAAGAGCGGAAGAGCCCUGGUUUCCAGUUGUAGGCUGUUUGUAGUCCGCGUGAUAUUGACCAAUCACGUUUGAGCUGGCCGCAGUUGUUGCCAGGUUAAACAGUCCCAUGCAGUGAACAAACGAGGCAGAACAUAAUUGGCGUCACUGCAAACUCUGAAUCCAUCGCAAUGGUUCAGCAUAUUUACUUAUAUAUAAACGGAAGUCGGAAACGGAAAUUCGCCUCCUCCGCCCAAAUCAAACCGGAAUGCCAAAAAAUCAGGGGUCUGCCCCCAGAGGCUGUAUCGCCGUCUGCCGGAAGUCAGACGCCAAAUACAGCCGAUGGGUUCCGAGAAUGGUGUGGAGGUGAGGAUGGUUUGCAUUCAGCUGCAGGAUAAUGAGUUGUGGGGAUGGUUCAUGAGAGCAGUGCCAGGUGCGUUGAUUGGCACAGCUGGUGCUUGUUCACAAAUUGGUACAGCUGGUGCUCAUUCGCUAAUUAUGCUCUCUCUUUAAAUGCUGUAAUGUGCUGGACCUCAGAUGAGACACAUAGGCACCCAAACUGUAAGAUUUGAUUCGCCCUAUGACAGGAAUCUGUCAGGAGUUUGGAGCAGCUAGCCUUCUAGCACCUUGGCGACCAGGCACACGGUGAAAUAGUUGUGUAUUAAUGUUCCAACUGUGUGUGAGCAGCAGAGGCGGGGGACUUGAGUCACAUGACUUGACUUGAGUCUGACUCAAAUCGCAAAUUUGAGAACUUGAGACUUGUUUACCAACACUGAUGAAAGACUUGACUUUGAUUCGGUAUUCUUGACUUGAGACUUGACUUUGACUCGAGAAAGAUGACUUGAAAGGACUUGACUCUUUAUUCAAUAUUUAUA